GCCGACUGGGUGUCAGUGAAUAUAACAAUGUGGAUUUUGAUUCUUCUGAUUAGUUUCCUAACCGAUGCUGCCUGACCUGCUGACUUCCCUCCAGCAUUUUCUGUGUGUUGGUUUGGAUUUCCAGCAUCUGCAGAUUUUUUUGUGCUUACAAUGAAAUCAAGGUUGAAGAAUUAACACAGUUCAGUUAAAAUUCAAGAUCACUCCGAGAAGUGGAGACUCUCUGCGGAGCUCCAAUGACAUUUCUCUCCGAGGACAGAAAGGUCCUGGGUGUGUCUCUGUGAAUAAAAUGCUGUGGCCAUUGAUUCUCCUGAUUGGUUUCCUACCUGUUUCAGGUGCAUUGUGGGCAGAGGAAUCAGUAAGAGGAGUUGUGGGAAGAGCGAUCACAAUCGAUUGUCACUAUGAAGAAAAGUACCGCUCCCACACAAAGUAUUGGUGCCAUGGAUGGACUUUCCAAUGUUCAGUUUUAGUGGAAACAAAUGGGCAACACGGACGGAGUCGACGAGUGUCAAUCACAGAUAACCCGGAACGGGGAAUAUUUACUGUUACUAUGGAGGAUCUUCACUCUGGAGAUACAGGAUGGUACAGCUGUGGAAUUAUAACACCAGUUUCUGAUCCGAUGUUUAGUGUACAUCUACAAGUAUCUGAUGAACCUGUGUCAGUUCCUGUGCUUCGAUACCUGUCACCAGCAAAUGUCUCACGUCUCGGGGGCUCUGUGUCAGUUUCCUGUGAGUCCUUCCAGGGAUCCCUUCCCAUUCACUACACGUGGCAUGAAAAAACCUCAUCUGGGUAUCGAUCUAUCUCAGACAGCAAAGAACUGACUCUACAUUGUCAAUCCUUUAACCACCAACACCAUCAAUAUUACUGCAGUGCCUCGAAUCAGCUUGGAAGAAAAUCCAGUGGAAUGGUUAACGUGACAGUGUUCAACAUCAGAGAGAUCUGCAGUUAUGUGACCGAAAUCAAUGGCACCAUUUCAGGUGCUUUAUGGGCAGAAGAUAAAGUAAGAGGUGUUGUGGGAAGAACAGUCACAAUCAAUUGUCACUAUGCACCAAUGUACCGUUCACACACAAAGUACUUCUGCCACAUGUGGAGUCGCCAAUGCACAUCAUUAGUGACUACAAAUGGGACAAAUGAGCAGUAUGGAAGUACGACAAUCCGAGAUAACACAUUCCAGGGAAUAUUUACUGUUACUAUGGAGCAUCUUUUCUCUAAUGAUAAAGGAAUUUACAGAUGUGGAAUUACAACAUCUGGCAAUCAUCCAGUGUUUGACGUGCAUCUACAAGUAUCUGACGAACCUGUGUCUGUUCCUGUGGUUCGAUAUCUGUCACCAGCAAAUGUCUCACGUCUCGGGGGCUCAGUGUCAGUUUCCUGUGAGUCCUUCCAGGGAUCCCUUCCCAUUCAGUACAGAUGGUAUGAACAAACCUCAUCUGGGCAUCCAAAGAUCUCAGAUACCAAUGAACUGACUCUACGUUGUCAAUCCUUCAACCACACACACCAUCAAUAUUACUGCAGAGCCUUGAAUCGGCUUGGAGCAAGAUCCAGUGCAAUGGUUAAUGUGACCGUCUUCAACAACGGAGGGAUCUGCAGUUAUGUGACAGAAAUCAGUGGCACCAAGCCCCCGUCUGUUCCUUUGCUUCAAUUUUCACCACCAACAAGUGGCCCAAGUUGUGUGGACUCUGUGUCAGUGUCCUGCGAGUCUGUCCAUGGAUCCCUUCCCAUUCAGUACUCCUGGUAUGAAAAGACGCCAUCUGGUGAUUCAAAGAUCUCUGACACCAACAAACUAGAUCUACAUUGUCAAUCCUUAAAAUACAAAAAAUACCUGUAUUAUUGCAAAGCCUCAAAUAAUCAUGGAGAAAAGUCCAGUGAAAUGGUCAAUGUGUCCAUCUCCAACAAUGUCAGCACCUGCAGAAAUGUGAUUGAAGUCAACAGCACGGGGCCAAUCCAUUUCUGUGAAAAUACUAUGGCAGAAUCUACAACUACACAAGGACCCACUUACAUAAUUGAGCUUACUGUCAUCGGGAUUCUUCUAAUACUGAUUGUCGUUUGUCUACUUUGUUACCUGAAGAGAAAAAACAGGGAAUCCAAGCACCACACAUCUCAUAGAGGAGGAACCAAUGAAACCCAGGAAAUGGCCACGUUGGAAGAAAACAUUGUUUAUGCAGAUCUACACCAUGUUCGAAACAAUGAGGCAGCUGCCCAGUUGGCUAACAAUGAAAAUGGAACUGUGUAUGUAAACAUGAAAUUUAAAAGGAAGUCAAGAGCAGGACACUCUGUUAUGGAUGAGGACAACCCCACCUAUGCAGAUAUCAAAUUUCAAAGCCAAAGCACAAGGCCCAAAUAGAAAGAUUUCUUUCCUGGUACUCCACAGGACUCAGAAUAAGAUUGAUAAAGUCAUUAUGUGGAUCAAUUUAAGGCAGAAGAGUUACACACAGAGGCCACUUUAUUAAGCGCACCUGGACACCUAUUUUUAAUGCAAAUAUCUAAUCAGCCAAUCAUGUGGCAGCAACUUGAUGCAUAAAAGCAUGCAUAUUGUGUAUUGAAAGGUAUUCUUUUUCACACCAUUGUUGUAACGCAUCUUUACUUGAGUUACUGUCACCUUGAACCAGUCUGGCAAUUGUCCUUGAUUGGACCACAGUUUAAGAAUCCUUUGGGUUCUUCUAGGAGUCAGGAAUGUUGAACAGUCUUAAUUCUAAUGGUCAUUUAUUUUAAAGUACAAACAAAACAUACAAAUACUAAUACAAACACACACAAAAUGCUGGAGGAACCCAGCAGAUUAAACAAACUAAACAAGGUGCUGAGAAAUUACGCAAAGAGGUAAAUGAACAGCAUAAAAUGUGAAGUCAAAAUGAUGGUGCCUCUGAAAAAUCCAUGACUUUUAUAAGCAAGAUAAGGAAAAUUCCUUUGCUAGAAAUAAACUAGUUAAUAGGCCACAAAAUUAAAACAAUUACCUCAUGUGCAUAAUAUGCUAAUACUUCACCAGUGAGUGUGGAUAAACCACCACAUACUGUGAAAAAUGAGUAUGCUUAAAAAGUACAUAUCUUAUAAGAAGUAUGGUUUAAAAAAGCAGUAGUUUCCAACAAGCUGAUGCCCCUCCACCCUGAGGAUGGCCCAAUCUGAUUUCAUAACACUUCAGAUUGAUGCGACAGAAAAAUGGUGAUGUUAAAUUGUACUUAAUGAAGUCUUCAGGAUAAAAUCAAAGCAGCCAUUAUGUUGUCAUAUCCUGUAUUAACAGUGUUAAAGGCAUAUACCUACCUUUGUAUAGUAUACUCUUAUCUGUAAUAAAUGAUAUAUAGAAACACAGAAAAUAGAUGCAAGAGUAGGCUAUUCGGCCCUUCGAGCCUGCACCACCAUUCAGUAUGAUCAUGGCUGAUCAUCCAACUCAGAACCCUGUACCUGCUUUCUCUCCA
Molecule: messenger RNA, 3404 nt
Organism: Hypanus sabinus (Atlantic stingray)
Lineage: Eukaryota; Metazoa; Chordata; Chondrichthyes; Myliobatiformes; Dasyatidae
Product: Fc receptor-like protein 5
Exons: 12
Coding region: 287-2338 (683 amino acids)
Cellular component (GO): plasma membrane
Molecular function (GO): transmembrane signaling receptor activity
Source: RefSeq, a predicted model, not a curated record